AUGUCCAUGUCUGGAGAUGGGAGUGCGGCGUUAUCACUGGAGAUGAGAGGCUCCAACAUGACUCUCCGUUUCAAUGCCCUCCUGAACAGCACCUCCCUCUGGGACAGCAGAGACACGGACAGGUCGGCCGUGACCGUCCUGCUGCAGAGCGUGGAACUGGCUGCACUGGCCACUGCUCUCCGGUCUCUGGAGAGGACAACACAGAACGUGACGACAGAGUCUCUGGCUAUCCAGAAGUGGCUCGUCACAGGGAACUGCAGCCAGCACAGCAAAGUCUUCAAGCUGAGAGCUCACGAGGAGACGAUGGACGUGCACUGUGAUGCAGUCACUGGGGUAGCCACACAAGGUUUGGAGACUGCUGCUUUUAUUUCCUACUCCAUCCUGGACUCCAUCAUCAGUGCAAGACGUCUCAGCGAGGGAAAUCAACCAGGUGGUGGGAAGCUGGAGAAGAGUCACCUCAACUCCAGGGUGGUGAGUGGGGCCGUCGGAGACGGGAGACCCAUUCCCCUCUCCAGAUCCGCAGACUUCACCCUGUGCCACAGACAGGCCAAAAAAGAGGAGGAAGAGGCUCUCUGCAUCUACUGGAAAGUAGUGGCCGAGAGCGGCAGCUGGUCUCCGGAUGGCUGCACCGCCGUGCACACGAACAGUACUCACACCACCUGCAGCUGUGACCAUCUCUCCAGCUUCGCCGUCCUAAUGGCUCCCAUCGCAGUGACGGAGAGUUCCCCACUGACCAUCAUCACCUACGUGGGACUGACCCUCUCCCUGCUGUGCCUCUUCCUCGCCAUCCUCACCUUCCUCCUGUGCCGCUCCAUCUGCAACAUCAGCAUCUCCCUCCACCUGCAGCUUUGCCUCUGCCUCUUCCUGGCCAAUCUGCUCUUCCUCACCCCGCUGACCCGCAUCCGCCCUCAGGUGGCGUGUGCUGUCAUUGCUGGCCUCCUACACAACCUCUUCCUGGCCUGUUUCACCUGGAUGUUCCUGGAGGAGCUGCACCUCUUCCUCACCAUCAAGAAGCUGAAGGUCGUGAAUUACACCAGCGCCAGCUGGUUCAAGAAGAGAUUCAUGUACCCGUUCGGCUAUGGAUUCCCAGCCCUGGUGGUGGCUAUUUCUGCAGGGGUGAAUCCUGAAGGCUACGAAACUUCCACACACUGCUGGCUCAGCCUGGAGAGAGGCUUUCACUGGAGCUUCCUGGGUCCAGUCUGUGCCAUAAUCCUGAUAAAUAUAAUGUUCUUUGUGCUGACCCUGUGGAUCCUGAGAAACAGACUCUUCUCCCUCAAUGCAGAUGUGUCCACUGUCAGAGACCACAGGUUACUGACCUUUAAAGCCAUCGCCCAACUCUUCCUUCUGGGCUGCACAUGGAGCCUUGGUCUCCUCCAAGUCGGCCCAGCAGCCAUGGUCAUGGCCUAUUUAUUCACCAUCGUCAGCAGCCUGCAGGGAGCCUUCAUCUUCCUGGUGCACUGUCUGCUCAAUGGCCAGAUACCCUGCCAGUAUAGUGAGCUGGCAAAGGAGGACAUGGAGGCUGCUGAUGUGAAGACUCGGAAGCUCCUCACAAUGCAUGGAGGUUUCCACCCCAAGUCCAACACCCAGAGACUGUAUACCAGCCAGAAAGAAGGCGGGCGGGGCUUGGUGAGCGUCAAAGCCACUGUCCUGGACGAAACCCGAAGCAUCCAGGAGUACAUCAGUAAGAGGCCCCUAAAGAUGAGCUGCUGA
Molecule: messenger RNA, 1710 nt
Organism: Gopherus flavomarginatus (Mexican gopher tortoise)
Lineage: Eukaryota; Metazoa; Chordata; Testudines; Testudinidae
Product: adhesion G protein-coupled receptor E3-like
Biological process (GO): adenylate cyclase-activating G protein-coupled receptor signaling pathway; cell surface receptor signaling pathway
Cellular component (GO): membrane
Molecular function (GO): G protein-coupled receptor activity
Source: RefSeq, a predicted model, not a curated record